GGUAGUUUGGGCCAAGAAACAGGGAAAUAGAACGUGCCAGGCCCACCCAGGACCUUUAGGGCGAGCCCGGGUGGUGGAGAGAGCAAGAGAGAGCAAGGAGAUCUUUCUAGAAGCAUCAGCCACACCUCCCCCCGUGGCCUGGCUCAGAUGGUGACGUUGGGAAAGGGGUCAGGGACAGGGGGGAUGUGAUAACUGAGGUAAAAAAGGAGACCCUUCUGAUGACCAAGGUCUGGCGCUGUUGAGGGUCAUGGGUGGGAGGAUCCAGGGACUCUCCCAGGGCCAAGGAUACCCCAGGCCAGGGCUGUGCCCGCCAGGAGGGACCCUGGCACAAAGGUGGCACCCAGCCAUCAGCAGCCUCCCUGAGGAGUCUGGCCUCAGCCCAGAGCCAGCGGACUUGUGUCCCUUGUGUCCAGUUCUUCCUGUGCCCCCAGCACUGGGGAGAGCGGGGGUAUUUUGGUCACGGAGUCUGGUGACCCUGCGAGGCUGGCCAGGGGAGGCGCUGGUCCUCUGGAGAGGUCAUGCCAACUGUCUGCCAUGGGCACCUCCCUGUGCACCUGCCUCCUGUCCCUUGCUCGGGGUGCCAGUGAGGUGGAAGCCACUGCUGCGGGCGGUGGGCGCUGCCUGGCCUGCCAACCCCGGAGCCCUGCUGGGCCACCUCCUGGCACAGCUGGUGACCUCCAUCCUGCUGACCACAGGGGACCAACGAGAUUCUCCGGAUGUUCAUCACCCUGACGGGCAUGCAGCAUGCUGGCCACAUCCUGACCGCAAGGAUCCAGUAGGUGACAUUCCCAUGGUGGCUUCUAGGGCCCUGCCUGGCCAGCAGAGAGCAGAGGGAAGGGCUGCCCGGUUCUGGGACAGCCUUGCGGGACCAAGGAAGCCGGGCCGGGGCCGGUCCUCCAGUCGGGGGACACAGGCCUGCCCUAGGGUCACACAGCCCUCGGUCCCCAAGCACCAUCCGCCUCCAACAGGCAGCCCCGUCACCACCCCGGGGGUGGCCAACAUUUCAAAAAUUGAGGAGAGAGUCUGUUCUCAAAGCCAGCAAGAGGCCAGUUCCUCUGCUGUCACCUUUCCUGCCCCAUCUUGCCCUGGUCCCAGGUGGCAGCCUUUAGAGUCCUAUGAAGCCCGAGUCCAGGCUGCAGAUAGCACUUGGCAGCCUCCUUCACUGGGGGACCUCCUCGGAGUAGAUGCCACAGGCACAGGCCCCAUGAGGGGCCCAGCUGCCCUCUGCAGGCCCAGAGUCACCCUGGGCCCAGGAGGCCUUCAUGUCUUGCUGGGGUGGGCGACAGGGCCCUGGGGUGCGUGGGGGGCUCUGUUGGUGCCAGCAGGAGCCAGUGUCAGGGCUCAAGUCCUAGGACCCUGAACUCCCUGCAGUGAACUUAAAGGUUGGCCGGAGGAUUCGGGACUCUCUGGGCCGAACCGUGGACCUGGGGCUGACGGGCAACCUUGGAGUGGUCCACCCCAGCCUUGGGGAGAGUGCCAACAAACUCGAGGAGAAUGUGUACUACUUUGGCCGUGCCAUGGAGAAUCUGCUGCUUCGGUUUGGAAAAAGGUGUGCAGGCCCUGCCGACCAGGGACACAGCCAGCCAGGUGGCCAGCGGCCACCUUUGGGACUAUGCCUGGGACAGACACCUUGGUCACUCUGAACAGGGGCAGUCAGCUGGCUUCGCCUGCACCUGGGAAUGCCUGCUGGGUGUGUUUUCUCAGGGCACCUUCUAGAUGGAGACAGGCCCCCUGGAAUGAGGGGAGGGGACAGGCUGUCUGCCUGGCCUGAGUCCACAGGGUGACCCCCACGUGCUCCUGAAGGUGACCUGAGCACACCGAGCCCUGGGACCUGGGCUUGCCUUACACCUGCCCAAGUGCAGACAGGACAAAGAGAAGGGAAAACCAGGCCGGGCGGGUGGCCCACGCCUGUCAUCCCAGCGUCUCAGGAGGCUGAGGCAGGAGGAUCGCAAGGUGGAGGCCAGCUUCAGCAACUUAUCGAUGCCCUGAGCAACUCAGCGAGACCCUGUAUCUAAAUAAAAUAUAAAAGGGGCUGGGGACAGGGCUCAGGGUCAAGUGUCCCUGUGUUAAAUCCCUGGGACAAAAAAAAAGAGAGGUGUGUCCGGGGGGCAGGGCCAGGUGACCAGGUGGCUGGUCUCCAUGCUGAGCCUCGUCCGCAGACUGUCCUGGAGGAGCAGCUGGUGCUGAAGCGGGUGGCCAACGUCCUCAUCAACCUGUACGGCAGGAUGGCCGUGCUGUCUCAGGCCAGCCGCUCCAUCCGCAUCGGACUCCGGAACCACGACCGCGAGGUGAGCCCACCCUGGCCCCAUGCAGCGAGCCAGGCUGGACAGUCCAGCAGCUCGUCUUGGGGACAGAACAUGCACAGGUGGCAGCCGCAGGGAGACGUGGGGCUGGGAGUUGUGAGCCAGGCCUUUGGUCCUGCUGCACUUUAAUAAAGCUGGUGGCUGGGGAAGCCCAGGCCCGGGUGAUGCAGCCCCACCAAGGACUUCUGGGACAGGAGGGCCGGGUGAGCUAGGGCCCAUGGCGUGUGCAGGCAGUCACUGGAAGAGGCCAAGGUUCUGAAGCGCACCAGGGUGCCACUCGGGAGGCUGGGCAGGCUUGCCAUACUGUGGCCACAGGACAGUCCUUGCCGCCCAGGAAACCGGCCAUGUGCCGUCUUUGGUCCCCUACCUGAGAGAAGAAAGGGGCGAAGUGACCGGUCCACCUGCGUGCCACGUGUGCGCUGGCCCAGGGCACAGGCAGAAUGGUCAGUGGGGUGGCCGUCCACCUCACGGGAGAGGGAGCACACAUCUCAGAGGCUGAGGAGCCCGCGCUAGGGGACAGAGUGGCUAGGGGUCACUGAAGUCCUGAGCCAGGCCUGUGGGCCCGCUGGGCCAAGGGCUGGGUCAGCUCCAGGGCCCUGAGCAGCUGUCCUCUCUGACCCCGGCCCCCACAGAUCCUCUUGGCCAACAUGUUCUGCACGGAGGCCUACGUCCAGAACCUCUUCAGCCUGUCGCAGCUAGACAAGUAUGCUCCAGAGAACUUGGAUGAGCAAAUUAAGAAAGUGUCCAGGGAGAUCCUUGAGAAGCGGACCUACAUCUGCGCCCACCCUCUGGAGAGAACGUCCUGACGCUAGGACAGUGUCCCUGCCCCCGGGCCUCAGCUGACACUAGACAACCCUCUUUUCAGAAGGUGGAGAACUGCAGGAAGUCACAAGUCCCACCCUCUGUCCCCGUGUGCACCCGCUGGUGUGGACUGCAGGUCCUGCAGGAGGCUACACCGCAGCUCCUGAGCAAAGACGCAGGGAAGAGAAUCGCUGUCACCAGUGUCGCCAUUGUGCUGGUGGUUGGGGACAUGCUGGUGGCAGGAAGCUGGCGGACAUCUGAGGCUCGGGCAGCCAUUGCUACCAAGCCACAGGGUCAAGCAACAGCUGGGAAACAGUGCCCUUGUCACCUCCAAGUAGGAGGCAGAUGCCCUCACAGCACGUGCUGGGAAGUGUUCAACAGAAAGGAAUAUAAAAUAUCACAGUCUGUGUCCCCUCUG
Messenger RNA from Marmota monax (woodchuck), 3522 nucleotides. RefSeq lists its product as uncharacterized. NCBI's taxonomy places the organism in Eukaryota, Metazoa, Chordata, Mammalia, Rodentia, Sciuridae. The record is from RefSeq and is a predicted model, not a curated record. Bases 248 to 1360 code for a protein of 370 amino acids. The transcript has 3 exons.